AUGUCCGUUCAUGGAGUCCUCAACUAUCUUUCCCCUCUUGACAAGUGGGAAGAGAUCAAGCCUUACGAGAUCUCUGGUCGCGUUGCGCCAGGACAGCCCAAAAACAAUUUCGAGUUCACUCCACACGACGUAAUCAUCCACGAUGCUCGACAGUCUCCGCUACUCAACAACUUGGAAGAGAACGGGUUUGAAUGGGCGACUCACGUCACAGAAGAAUCAUUGGAGACCGAGACCAGCAUUUCCAAACACAUCAAAGAGAUGGAAGCAUUCAUAAAGCAACAUUUGCGAGCCGACAUGGUCAAGACGUUCCAAUACCAGAUUAGGAAAAGGGUCUUUGAUGUGCAGGAUCCGCGAGUGCGUCCACCUAGCAACUUUGUCCAUGUCGGUGAGUACAUGUCGCUCCGCCGUUAUGGACAUAGCGCUCAUGGAAUGAUAGAUGUCUCUCGAGCAGGCGCGGAGGCCCGGAUUCGCUUCAGCUUUCCAGAUGAGGCAGAACGCAUCCUUGAUGGGCGCUAUCGUCUUUUGAGCUUGUGGCGACCAUUGUUUUCUCCUCUGGAGGAUUAUCCCCUUGCCGUUUGCGAUGCCAACUCGGUUGAAGACAGCGACCUCGUGGAAAGUGACUAUAUCUAUCCCAAUUUCGAGAGCGAGUCCCUGCUAGUCAAACAAUCGGAGCGUCACAAGUGGUUUUACCUCCCCGGUCAGAAUAAAGAUGAGCUACUGAUCAUUACCAACUAUGAUUCUCGUACUCAACAGUGCGUUCCACAUUGCGGGUUUGAACUACCCAAGUCGGCAAAGUCAGUGCGGCUGCGGGAGAGUAUUGAGAUCAAAGUGGUCGUUUUCAACAAGACAGAGAAUCAAUGA
Molecule: messenger RNA, 861 nt
Organism: Thyridium curvatum
Lineage: Eukaryota; Fungi; Ascomycota; Sordariomycetes; Thyridiales; Thyridiaceae
Exons: 4
Coding region: 1-861 (286 amino acids)
Molecular function (GO): oxidoreductase activity
Source: RefSeq, a predicted model, not a curated record